This is a messenger RNA of Entelurus aequoreus (snake pipefish), 4826 nucleotides long. It is a transcript of the gene septin8a, whose product is annotated as septin 8a. The record is from RefSeq and is a predicted model, not a curated record. NCBI's taxonomy places the organism in Eukaryota, Metazoa, Chordata, Actinopteri, Syngnathiformes, Syngnathidae. The transcript has 11 exons. Gene Ontology annotation, biological process: cytoskeleton-dependent cytokinesis. Bases 227 to 1654 code for a protein of 475 amino acids. Gene Ontology annotation, cellular component: septin ring; cell division site; septin complex. Gene Ontology annotation, molecular function: GTP binding; GTPase activity; molecular adaptor activity.
AGUACCUGACAGGCCGCCAUAUUGGGACGGACCUGUCUUACCCAAAGAUGUCUGCAAGGCUCCAAGAAAAUAGAAAACACUACGCACUGUUUUGUGCAGGCGAUUGAAAUAAAACGCUUUUGGCUGAUCAGCAAAACCCCAGCAGGCUAGCGGAGCGCGUCGAGGGCAGCUCCCUUUCUGCCCCCCACUCCUUCCUCAGUCCCACGCAGCAAGCACAUUCCGCACCAUGGCUGCCACGGACGUGGACGUGUUUUCGAACGAAGAGAAGCGCAGCCUCAGCUUGGGGGGCCAUGUUGGAUUUGACAGCCUGCCUGACCAACUGGUCAGCAAAUCGGUCACACAGGGUUUUUGUUUUAACAUCCUCUGCGUAGGGGAGACGGGCAUCGGCAAGUCGACGCUAAUGAACACGCUCUUCAACACCAUGUUUGAAAACGAAGAGGCCAGCCAUUAUCAGAACGGCGUCUACCUGCGCCCGCGGACGUACGACCUGCAGGAGAGCAACGUCCACCUCAAGCUCACCAUCGUCGACACCGUUGGCUUUGGGGAUCAGAUCAAUAAAGAUGACAGUUACAAGCCCAUCGUCGACUACAUCGACACUCAGUUCGAAAACUACCUGCAGGAAGAGCUGAAGAUCAAGCGCUCGCUUUUCAACUAUCACGACACCAGGAUCCACAUCUGCCUGUACUUCAUCGCCCCCACGGGACACUCGCUCAAGUCCUUGGAUUUAGUCACUAUGAAGAAACUGGACAGCAAGGUCAAUAUCAUUCCCAUCAUUGCCAAAGCAGAUACUAUCUCCAAGAGUGAGCUCCACAAAUUCAAAAUAAAGAUUAUGAGCGAGCUGGUGAGCAACGGCGUCCAAAUAUAUCAGUUCCCGACAGACGACGAAGCAGUCAGCGAGAUCAACUCCUCCAUGAACGCCCAUCUGCCAUUCGCCGUAGUCGGUAGCGUGGAAGAAGUGAAAGUUGGCAACAAAACCGUCAGGGCCAGGCAGUACCCCUGGGGUGUUGUGCAAGUGGAGAACGAGAGCCACUGCGACUUUGUCAAACUCCGAGAGAUGCUGAUCCGAGUCAACAUGGAGGAUCUGAGGGAGCAGACCCACGCCCGUCACUACGAGCUGUACCGCCGCUGUAAACUGGAGGAAAUGGGCUUCAAAGACACGGACCCAGACAGCCAGCCCUUUAGUCUCCAGGAGACUUACGAGGCCAAGAGGAAAGAGUUUUUGGGAGACUUGCAGCGUAAAGAGGAAGAAAUGCGACAGAUGUUUGUCAAUAAAGUCAAGGAGACGGAAGCAGAGCUGAAAGAAAAGGAGAGAGAGUUGCAUGACAAGUUCGAGCAGCUGAAGCGUAUGCACCAGGACGAAAAGAGGAAAGUGGAGGAGAAGCGACGCGACCUGGAGGAUGAGAUGAACACCUUCAACAGGAAGAAGGUGGCUGCCGAGACGCUGUCCUUAUCUCAGCCGCUCAAGAAAGACAAGGACAAGAAAAACAGGUCUGUAAAGACGGAGAACCAGUCGGCCGUGAGCGCCUCCAACUCCAAGGUGAUGAUGGCCAAGGCCAACGUGGAGCCCUUGAACUGCCAAAGCUGGUGGCAGGCCAUACAGUGCUGUACCUGCCUGGUCCACAACGCCGCCUGGAAGCCCGGAGGCCUCUUCUGACGGCCGGGGCUCAGCGCGGGGUCCCGGCCGAGGCCGGCGGACGGAAGGAGGUGAGGGUGGUUGCAGACCAGCAAGGCGUGGAACUAGGACAGGACGGGAGGAAGCAGAAAUGUUAGCGCAUGAUGUCAUUGUUGUCUUUGUCAGACCCCGGUUUGUCAACAUCACAGCUUUAGGCCCGACUACAAAUCAGCACCAUGUUUGUAUCGUAUCGUACGUGCAGUGCUUUUCUGUGCUCCCCUUUGUCGGCAGGAACCAUCACUACACACCCGAGAAGUAACAAAAAUCACGAGAUUCUGGAUAUUUUGGUAGACAAACACCACCUUCAUCAAACAUCUUUAAGGAGUUGCUUUGUUUGUGUUUGUAGCAACAACGAGCCACGGUCACGUCAUGCGUGGAAUUUAGUGCUUUGUUCGGGAAAAAAUAUUUGUUUGGACGAAAUCUGCCUUUAAAAAAAGAUGGCUGGGACGCUAAAGCGUAUUAUUGUUGUCAUGGUGACGUGUCUGUGACAAAAACAAUUGAGGGAAAAAAAGAAUCAUUCAGUCCAAAGUAUUUAUUUGAAGAUAUUUAUUAUAUAUAAGAAAAAAAGAAAAUGUCUUUAUUUUUUAUCAUUAUUAUUUUUUUAACUGUUAUAUUGCGUCUCUUUAUAUGAAAGUCUUUGUAAUAAUGAAGUGUUGGGGGGCGGUACAUUAGUGACAUGCCUCAACAAUACCAUGCUGCUUUUCCUCUGCACAGGAACGCCUCGUCUUUUGCCAACAAAACAAUAAAAAAACAAUGGUCGCCAAUGAGCUCGGAGUUAUCCGAGAGAAGACUGAGGGCAGCAAAGUGGAGUUUAUGGUGUAGAUAACAUUAGCCAUGCGUGUUUACUUUAGUCAUUUUUAGCUGUGCACCCUGAAAAGCUACAAUGACAAAUGUGCUCCAGUAGUAGCGGCACACAGUAGAGAUGGACGAUACGGCCUAAAAUCUGUAUCGCGAUAUAUAUUGCAGCCUCCUGCGAUGACAAUGUAUAUCAUGAAAUGUUAUUUGGUGUAUAAAUGACAUUAGGACCAUUUCAAAACGGGUUACAAAUGUAGCUGCCGACGUCUGAGGUAACAUAUUGCAUCAUUUCCAGUUAUUAUUUUGUCAAAACUAGUAUUAAACUGGUUCAUAAUUUACUGUUAAUAUCUGAUUAAUUUAUGUUCUAUUAACCACCUUCUGUUUUGCUUUUGGCCAAUACUACAAAUGUGCGUAUCGAUCCGAUACUAAGUACUGGUAGUUACAGGGGCACUAUAAGUCAUACUAAUAUUAUUGCUUGAAAUUUUCAAGAAAAUUAAGUGAUUGAAUUUUAAUUUUAUUACAUACAAAAUUUAUAAUAAAGCCAGUAGUGCAAAAUUACUAAAGAAAAGUAAAAAAUACUAUUGAGUUUGUAAACAACGACAAGUUUUUGUGAUAAUGAAAAAUAUCGAUCCAAUCACUGUAGUAUCGACAAUAUACUGACACUAUACUUGGUAUCAUUACUGUCGUAUUUGUAUCGAACCGCCCACCUUUGUUUACAUUCAAGAGCUCUAACUUAGCGGUUAGCUAUGCCUUCAUGUAUCCUUCUACGGCGCGUAUUGUAGCAUGCUUAGCUAGUCCUUGUCCUCCAGUGAUAUUAGUACAUGUAAGUAGUGAUGAUGGGUCAAAUGAUACUGAAACAUCAACGCCUUAUGAAACACGAGUGAUAAUGCCUCGAUGCGUGUGUCACUUAAAAAACAAACAAACUUGUGACCGAUCCAACUGCUGUGUCAUUUGGCCUGUGAAGCACCACACUGUGGUAAUCAAGAACUGCUUCUUUCGGCUAAAUGAAGUCGGAGGAUUAGUGUUGGUUUUAGUCUCCAUCAUUGAUCUAAUUGAAACUAAGAAAAAGAAAAUCUAAAGUGUGGCAUUAUUUAGAUCUUACAGUGCCAAAUAAGGUAAGUAUUUUUUCUGUUCACCAUUUGGCUCAUUGUACUCCUUUCAUAUUCCUUUCUACUCAGCUAUUCACUAAAAAAUUUACCUAUUAAUUGUAUUUGUAAUAUCUUCAAUCCAGCAGAUGAAUGUUAUGAAACUAACAAUAUCAGUGCAGUGUCAAUACAGCUUGUGAGUGUGCCAAACACUCACUGAGUUGUCAUUUACCCAUCACUACUUGUAAGAAACGCAUUUUGUCCGCCGCCACCGAGGUGAAGAUUAGUGACUUUAAAACAUUGAGGAGGGAAGUUAUAGUAGCCUUCGCUCACUUGUGAAAUUUGCGGGACAAGCAGAAUGUGUCAUCAACAUGCAUCGUCACAGUAGAACGAUAGUAUCAAAAGCUCUAUUGUCGGCCGAAUUGAUACCAUUUAUAUCGGUGGUUGUUGAAACUUUUUUUACUUCAGAAAACACUUGGCUCUUUAGGUACCACCAUAAUGAUCAACAUUAAGAUACAGUAAAGUAGUAGGCCUGGGUAUUCAUCAAAAACAAGGCAGAGGUUUUAGUUAACAAGUGUAUUUAAUAUUUUCAGGCCUCUAACAUUACACACAGUUUGAACAGUAACACUGUGUUUGAAUAUUUAAGUGAUUAUUUGGCGUACCACGAGAUCAGUUUGAGAAUCACUGGUAUAUAUCACACCAGCCUACUGGACAGUGCCCACUUUUGCUAAUGGAAAAGCAGCAGAAGCGAGUAGGUACCGUGCAGUGGAAAAGGGGCAUUAGUCCAAUCCAGGAAACGGAAAAAGGGUCAUUUUUAUGGGUUGUGGCUUUAAGAACGAUCAGCACUCUGGCGCUGAUCUUUACGCGAGGAUGCACGGCGAGAUUACACCGAGCGGAUGAGCGCAUUUCCCGGCCAGGUAAAUCUGAUCACGCGACGUCUGACGCGAUUGUCAGGCAGAAAAACUCUGGCAAAGUCGGUUUUGGUUUGAUGAGGUUUGGACGGGUAAGUCAAAAGUUACGCAACAUCUUGGCUGCAGAGAACGAUCCCCCGCUUGAGCGACUUCACCGACUUACGAUGUGAAUGAAGUCGAUGGGCGUGGCCGUGUACAAGUCCCACUGCAGCUUGUCCAGAAUGAUCCGCUCCAUGCGAACAAUCUCCGCCGCUGAAAAGUUGCAUCCGCUCGCGGCAACCAGAUCGCUAACUGAACCCACCACCUGUUUCCAAAGCCAGCCAAUAAAAGUGUUGUUUUCAAAUAACGCUGACCUGGGUGUUU